AUGGCAUCUCUGACGGAUAUCGACCCCUAUGCUGUCCUAGAUGUGGCCAAGGAUGCAAAUCUUGGAGAGAUCAGAAUUGCGCAUCGCAAGAAAGUACUCAAAUGCCAUCCGGACAAAAUCCAGGACGAAUCGCAGCGGAAAGUAACCGAAGAUCUAUUCUAUCGAGUUCAGCAAGCCUACAGCAUUCUUUCCGACGAAACAGAACGUGCCCGCUACGAUCAGCUAGUCAAACAAGCACAGAUUAUUCGAGAGCAGGCCUUGCACAGACAGAAUGAGGCGGCCUCUCCGCGCGACGUUCCGCACGACGUUCAUCAUGAGGCCCGUGUGGCACUCCAAGCGCUAUUCGGAGGAGCCAGUGUUCGCCAUCAGGAGCGGCAGGAACUUCCUCGAGGCAUCAAAUCAAACUUUUGGCCCCGAAUGGACCCCGAUGACGGCGCAUCCCACUCGGACAGUAGUACGGAUGCGAUCAUUUUCAGUCGAAGGCGAGCUCCUCGGCAGCCGUCCCCUCGCCGGUCUGAGAAAACACGACAGACCGAGGGUGCUUCUCGACGCGAUCGUUAUUCUGACGACCCCGAAGCCUCGCACUCGCGGCGCUACAUGUAUGCCACUGAGGUAGAUCACGAUACCCGCUGGCCGCGUUCCCCGCGGCUCAACCAUGGUUCUGGUUCUCAAGGGGAGCAGCCAGGAACAAGGCCGUCGCAACAGGGACCGUCCUCGACAACGAUUAAAAAGGAAGAAUUUAUGGAAUUCUUUCUGGGCCUUUUGGAAGAAGUAUGUCUGAUUCCGAGUAGUCUAGAAUGCUCAAGAGACCAGAAGACUGCAUCAUCCUUGCCAGAUGGAGUUGAUCAAUUUGCAAACAUUGAGGAGCAGAUCAAGGAGCGUAAUAAAGCAGUGAAGGAUGCAAAAGCAGACGCGAUUCCCGCACCCCCUCCUCCUCUCCCAGAGUCAAGCCUAGAGCCCGCCGGGAAAGGCUCAUCAGAAAGCCCGCCCGCGAAAGAGAAGCUCUAUGUAGUCCCACCAGAGCAAUUGAAUCUCGAAGUAAUGUAUUCCAAGCCUGACGCUGAGCGUGUCGAUAUCGUGGCUGUCCAUGGCCUGGGUGCCAUACCGGACAUCACCUGGAGAGAAAAGGAGUCGGGAAUUAAUUGGCUAGCAGAUGAGAAAAUGUUACCCGCAGCGGCUCCAAAGGCUCGAAUUCUACGAUUUGGAUACGAUUCACUCUGGAUGGGGGAUACUCCCAUCCGGACAACCUUGUCGACAAUCUCGACCAAGCUUCUUCUCUGUCUCAACAUGAUCCGUGCGGCAAGUUAUCUGGCUAGACAUGAUUAA
Molecule: messenger RNA, 1326 nt
Organism: Penicillium macrosclerotiorum
Lineage: Eukaryota; Fungi; Ascomycota; Eurotiomycetes; Eurotiales; Aspergillaceae
Product: J domain-containing protein
Exons: 2
Coding region: 1-1326 (441 amino acids)
Biological process (GO): spliceosomal complex disassembly
Cellular component (GO): spliceosomal complex
Source: RefSeq, a predicted model, not a curated record